Messenger RNA from Vombatus ursinus (common wombat), 2059 nucleotides. RefSeq names its product myoD family inhibitor-like. Lineage: Eukaryota; Metazoa; Chordata; Mammalia; Diprotodontia; Vombatidae. The transcript has 5 exons. The coding region runs from base 315 to 1094 and encodes 259 amino acids. The record is from RefSeq and is a predicted model, not a curated record.
GAUCCGCCCCCCUUUCCCAGUCUCUCUCCAAUCUGGGCAGCCUUCUCUUGCUGGCCGGCUGGGUCCUAGGGCUCGGGGUCAGAGGCCACGCUUGCCCUGGACCGCCCACAGCCCCGGCACUGUCUGGUACCGGGGAGGGAUUGCCCAUCUUCCCUGCCCCGCGGACUCCUUCCCGCUUCCCGCUCAAGACGCUGGAGCCACCCAGGCCACUCCGCUGGGGCCUCGUCCCUCUGGACUGAUUGGGACUGAUCCAGGCGGUGAUCCAGCUGCCAGCGAAACGGCUGCCGAAGAUCUCCAAGCGCCGUCCCGGGCAGAUGUCCCAGGUGAACGGCUCGCUCUCCCAACACCACGAUGCGCCCCAUGGAGACCCCAGGCUGGGUCGGUCCCCCAGUCCGGUCCUGGACUCAGCCUCAGCUCCACCUCUCCUGCCCGAACUGGAGGUAGCACCAUCCACUAGCUUUUCAGAGGCAGCACUGGAAGAGGGCCUCCUAAAGGAAGACGCUCCCCCUAUGCCCCAGGGUAAUGGACCUGGGCCCCCCAAGGCCCUGGAAAGCACCGAACCUGCCAUCCCUCCAGAAGCUGUGACAUGCCAGCCUCAGGGGCUUCCCUCCCCAAGGGGACUUCCUGGGCCCUCCAGCUUUACCCCGCUAUUGCCCAAUGGUGCUGGCCAUUCCCUGGAAGCGGCUGGCCCCAAGAGGUCAGGGAACGGCACACUGGGUGGCCCCAAAGCCCACCGGAAGCUGCAGCCACACUCAUCAUUCGCCAGCCAGGGCAGCAAGAAAAGCAAAGGGAGCACAAAAUCAUCGGCUUCCCAGAUCCCCAUUGAGGCUCAGGAAGAUUGCUGUGUACAUUGCAUCCUCUCCUGCCUGUUUUGCGAGUUCUUAACGCUGUGCAACAUUGUCUUGGACUGUGCCACGUGCGGCUCAUGCUCCGAGGACUCCUGCAUCUGCUGCUGCUGCUGCGGAGGGUCGGGGGAAUGUGCUGACUGCGACCUGCCCUGUGACAUGGACUGUGGGAUCAUUGACGCCUGCUGCGAGUCGGCCGACUGCCUGGAGAUCUGCAUGGAAUGUUGUGGGCUUUGCUUCUCCUCUUAGCCCCUAGCCCCAGGAGAGGUGCUGGGGGAGAGGGGAGCCUGGAGGGAGGGCUGGCUCCCAGCUCAAGCUGCCACCCCCCCUCACUCCCCACUCCAAAUCAAACUGCCUCCUUGCCAAGCAUUCGAUUGGGGCUGACUUGAGCUACAGAUUGGCAUGGUGAGAAGAGACAGCUCUAGUUAAGAGCCAGUGGAGGAAAGAGAUACAGGGGGGCACCAUAGCUGUCCCCUUUCCCCCACCCCUUCCUCCUCAACCCCCAGCACCCUGGACUAAGCAAGGAGCCCUGAUAUGGGAGCAUCCCACGUGGUGACAGACUUAGAGACCCAGAGGUCCCAGAUAAUUAGUGAAUCAAUCAAUAAGUAUUUAUUAGUCUAAGGUCUUAGGGGCCUGUCCUCUGCCCCUGCACCAGCAUAACUGAGGAGAAAUUCUAGAAAGGACCGUACGCUGGAGGUAGGCCAAGACCUGGCUUCCUGUGUUGGAAUCCUCAGGACCAGGCUUCAGUACACUGUGAAAGUCAAGGGAGAGGAGCCUUGGGGAGGAAGGGACCCUGCCAGCCAACAAUAUUCUUGGGUUGAGGAACUGGGGGUUAGGUGGGGCUCCCUAGAAUGUGAGCUGGAUGGACCUGGAUUGAAGAUGGUAGAGAAGAAAGAAGGGACAGAAAGGAGUCCUGAAUUUCUCUACCUUUCACCACCCCUAGCCCCUCUCUGACUCUGUCCUAGCCUCUGGGGCAGCUAAAUGUGAAGAAAAAAAGAGACACUUCAAUUGGGGUUCUCAUGCCCAUCCCCUCUUCCCCUGUUUUCUCUUUCCCUUCUCCUGGGCUUUCCUAGGAUGUGAACCUGAAUAAUGACCUAGGAGAGUAAGGCAAAGCCUAGAGAUUGGGUGUGUGUAGAGAGAAUACAGUGGAAAGGGUGGGGUGAGGAACCACGUGGAAGAGACUGGAAUGGGUGGUGGGAGGGAAAUGGUGGGGA